Hymenoscyphus albidus is the source of this 365-nucleotide messenger RNA. Lineage: Eukaryota; Fungi; Ascomycota; Leotiomycetes; Helotiales; Helotiaceae. The record is from the annotation of a GenBank genome assembly.
AUGUAUAACCCAAAAACUCUCCUCACUCUCGUCGUUGCCUUCUUGGCCGCCACUGCCAUCGCUGCUCCAACAGGGGCCGAUGAUCGCUUAGCAAAAAGAUUCGAUAAAGAGUCCAUCAAAAAAGAUAGAGAAGCCAUCAGUCGCUUGAACGGUACAAAGGUUGACCCCAACCUAAAGAAUGGAACUGUGAGUACCACUCUCCUCUCAAAUAACAGUCAAAAGAUUUACGGCUUAUAUGAGCUAUUCAUUCAACUUAUUUUGGGUAUAAAAUACUAAUUAGACGUACGCAGAUUCUGUUGGACAACGGAGAAGGACGAUGUGUCGCCGUCAGCGGGACCGCGGUUUGCAAUGGUAUCAGCGGAUAG